AUGACGAUGCGCAUCAGCCUCGACAACCAGCCCGAGUUCUUCACGAACCUCGACAUCAUCAGCGGGCACGUUGUUUUGCAUUUAAACCGUCACGAGCAAAUAGGCAACAUCGUCGUUAAGCUCGAGGGCGAGUCCAACACGAGCUUACAGCCGCCUUCGCCGUUCGAAAACGGCCGCGACAACCGAGAUGGCUACACCACGCCCAACGCCGCCAUCAACACGGAGAGCCACAAGAUUUUAUACAAGGUGCAGCAGGUAUUCCCAGACGACUACCAUAGCAGCGCAAACAACCCUUUCGGGUCAUUUCCACUGCCGCCCGGGCAGCAUCACUUCCCGUUCAGGUUUAAGAUGCCUAUAAAUAACGCCUGCAGCGACUCUCAUGCUAUGGCGUCGCUUGCGAACCAGAGCCUGUCCGGCGCCGGAAUUUUUGGCUCACGUGGCAUUCGCCUCAUGGACGGCACAAGACAGCUCUACCUUAGGCAUGUUACCAAGACUCUACCGCCGUCCUUGUCUGGUGUAUACAACGAUGCCGAGAUACGGUACUAUAUCAAGGUCACGGUGCAGCGACCGGGCAUCUUGAAGGAGAACUGGCGCUUCCAGCUAGGAUUCAAAUUCAUGCCCAUAGAGCCACCAAGGUCACCUCCCCGUGGCCAAGAGACCUUCGCGCGCAGGCCAUUCAGCUUUGCUACGCGGCCCUCGUCACCACAGGGAAAGCAAAAGGGCUCUUUGUUCGGCAUGAAGAGCUCUAAAGAAAAGAACCAAACAGACUCCCCAGCAGAUAUGCCACCUCCACCUCAGUCAGUAGAGCUGUCCGCUCGUCUGCCCCAUCCAUUGGUUUUGACUUGCAAUCGACCUGUCCCACUACGGUUAAUUGCGAAGAAGCUCGUCAACAACCCACAGCAGGUGUACCUUACCUCUUUCCAGAUGGAUCUGAUUGGAACAACGACAUUAUCUGCACACGGACAAGUAUUACAGAAGAGCAAUCGCUGGAUCAUCGCAUCAAACCCUCAGCUUGAGGUGCCGCUCAUCACACCCACCGGCGAAGUUGGUACAGAAAUCAUCGUGCCAGACGAGUAUUGGAGCCAGAGGCCCCUUCCGAAUACUGUGGCACCAUCGUUUACUACAUGCAAUAUAAGCCGGCGCUACGAGAUUCAAGUUCUUGUUACUCUGCGAUUAGGGAAGAAAAGCAGUAAGAUCAUUCCUGAAUCAAUAACGCUUCCGCUUCAUUUCGCAACAGCGGAGGUGUUCUCUGGCAUCGAACCACCCAGAGAGCUCGUAAAGGCAGCCACGAACGGAGCCUUCUCACAAAGCGAGUUGCACCCUCAACUACCUCCUCGCCACUCUAUCUCUGGCCCAAGCGGCUCAGCGGCGCAGCAGGCACCGCCGCUGCCACUGCGCCGACCUAGCGAAUCGGUGCCGCCACCGCAAGCUGCGCAGCCGGAGGAAUAUGAAGAUGCGCCGCCUAGCUAUAGCGAAGCAAUGGCCGAAAGUGCUUCCAUGCCGUUUGAUCAAAAUAAUCCGCGCCCGCCGUUUAGCGGAGUGACGGCAGAGAAUGCGCCGAGCCAGUUGCCACCGCGGAAGAACUAA
Molecule: messenger RNA, 1587 nt
Organism: Cordyceps fumosorosea ARSEF 2679
Lineage: Eukaryota; Fungi; Ascomycota; Sordariomycetes; Hypocreales; Cordycipitaceae
Product: Immunoglobulin E-set
Exons: 1
Coding region: 1-1587 (528 amino acids)
Biological process (GO): ubiquitin-dependent endocytosis
Cellular component (GO): cytosol; plasma membrane; cytoplasm
Molecular function (GO): protein-macromolecule adaptor activity; ubiquitin protein ligase binding
Source: RefSeq, a predicted model, not a curated record